Molecule: messenger RNA, 581 nt
Organism: Suillus clintonianus
Lineage: Eukaryota; Fungi; Basidiomycota; Agaricomycetes; Boletales; Suillaceae
Exons: 3
Coding region: 22-462 (146 amino acids)
Source: RefSeq, a predicted model, not a curated record
AAUAAAGCUACUUUACACACGAUGCUGCGUCUCGUGCACCAUCUCCUACUGACUUCGCUGAACUGUAGCCACAGCACGAUUGCUGGGCCGGCCGGCCCCGACGGCCCGAAGUCUCUGUAUGCUUAUGAUGUCACCUUUCUUUGGUCGUCAAGCUAUACAGACAGGCCAUAUGUCCUUAUCUUGUCUUGCCCUGAACACAUCACACCGUUACCCUUCCGCGCAGUCCGACUACCCUGCGCCACCUCUCAUCCAUCAGUGGAGCAUCACUCGAUGACUGAAUGUGCCUAUGAACGUGCCCCUCCUCAUGGAUGCCUAUUUGACGUUUCUUACUACAGUAUUUGCUCACCACGGGCUUUCUUGCAUCGUUAUCGUUAUGGACUGCUUUUAUCCGGGAGGCUUUUCGGCCUCGUUGGUCAACGCUGUAGGACGCUUAUUGUGCAAGCUUCCGCCGUUUUACUCUAAGACCAUCUUUCAGUGGUGGGUCAAGUACACAAGCGCCGUACCUGACACAUGCUGUAUACCCAAUGUAACCUCAUAGGUCAAAUGUACGCAAACAUGUCUCACUCCCUGUUCGCCCCCGG